This is a messenger RNA of Schistosoma curassoni, 641 nucleotides long. NCBI's taxonomy places the organism in Eukaryota, Metazoa, Platyhelminthes, Trematoda, Strigeidida, Schistosomatidae. The record is from the annotation of a GenBank genome assembly.
GAAGGUCGAUGUUCGCUCGUCUCAAAAUUUCCGCUACGACAAGAUCAAGUUGCCAUUGUAUAUUAUUACUGCAAACACAGACCAAGCUAAAUGAUGAUGAAUGAACCACUGGUAAUUAAAGGACUAACCGCGAUUCCUGUGAGUUUGGGUAAAUGUAUUACUCACUUUAUGUAUGCCGAAAAAUUGGGGAAAAAAUCUGUUCUAAUUUACAAUGUACAUCCUUUAAUGGACGCGAAGUCAUUGUUGAAUUUCUUUAAAUUAUUUGGUGAAAUAACUAGUUUACGCUACUCACCACCUGAAGCUCGAUGUGUCUUUGAAUUUAACAAAUCAGAAUGUGUAGAAAAAAUUCUAGUAUCUCCAAUGAAUACAACUUACGAGUUCGAAUUGACCGAUGUUAACAUUCCUGAAUGCUAUUUAUCUCGGAAUCCCGAAUGGAUAAUAGAUUAUCAAAAGGCUAAAAGUGAUUCGGAAGCGAUUCUACAGAAUUAUUUCAAGAAACGUAUGGAAUACAGUAACAAACCUGAUGAUGACGGUUGGAUCACGGUCAGAAAAGGAACGAGACUAUAAUUCGGACUAUAUUUUUACUUCUGCUUCUGUAAAUUUGGUUCAAAUUUGUACAAUAAAUAGUAUUUCAUCAUGAA